AUGCCGUGGAUAGACCAGGUGCCGGCCGUGGUGCAGGGCUGGUUCAACGGGAUGGAGAGCGGCAAUGCUAUAGCCGAUGUGCUAUUUGGAGACGUCAACCCUUCCGGAAAACUGAGCUUGUCGUUCCCACGCCGACUCGAGGACAACCCGGCCUUUCUCACCUUCAGAUCCAACAAGGGAGAAGUCGUGUACGGUGAAGACGUCUUUGUCGGCUACAGGUACUACGACAAGGUGGGGCGGCCUCCUCUCUUCGCCUUUGGACACGGGCUGUCAUACACUUCGUUCGGCCUCCAGAACCUGGCCGUCUCCAUUACCCAAACCACCUUGGUUGCAACAGUGGACGUGACCAACCAGGGGGACAUCCCCGGCAAAGAGGUGGUGCAGCUGUACGUCAGCCCGCCCGAGACGUCGGAGGUCGAGAGACCAAAGAAGGAGCUGAAGGGGUUCCGCAAAGUGCUCGUGCAGCCGCACGCAACUGAAACCGUCUCCAUUGAGGUUCCCCUCAGGUACGCCUCGUCGUACUUCGACGCGGAACGCCACCAGUGGUCUGUCGAAAAGGGAGAGUACAUGGUACUUGUCGGAAACAGCUCGGCGUCUCCGCUGUUGAGUGCCAGCUAUGAGCU
Messenger RNA from Ogataea haglerorum, 623 nucleotides. RefSeq lists its product as uncharacterized. Lineage: Eukaryota; Fungi; Ascomycota; Pichiomycetes; Pichiales; Pichiaceae. The annotation marks the transcript as partial. Gene Ontology annotation, molecular function: beta-glucosidase activity. The record is from RefSeq and is a predicted model, not a curated record. Gene Ontology annotation, biological process: glucan catabolic process. The transcript has a single exon.